Brugia malayi is the source of this 6564-nucleotide messenger RNA. RefSeq names its product Filamin/ABP280 repeat family protein (gene Bma-fln-1.1). Gene Ontology annotation, biological process: actin cytoskeleton organization. Bases 1 to 6564 code for a protein of 2187 amino acids. Gene Ontology annotation, molecular function: actin filament binding. The record is from RefSeq and is a predicted model, not a curated record. The transcript has 40 exons. Lineage: Eukaryota; Metazoa; Nematoda; Chromadorea; Rhabditida; Onchocercidae.
AUGUCGUUGAAUACAAUAACCCAAGAUGAGCCUUUUGAGAUGGUUCUAGAAGAUCGGCAACCAGAUGCAGAGUGGAAAAAAAUCCAGCAGAAUACUUUCACACGAUGGGUUAAUCAGAAGUUGGAACCAAUAAAUGUUGAAGUCACUGAUUUGGAAACUGACUUUGAAGAAGGUUUAAAAUUAAUUCGUUUGGUGGAAGUAUUAUCAGGAAGAUCUCUUGGUCGAUACAGUAAAAAGGUCACUUUUCGCCAUCAGAAGUUAGAAAAUAUAUCGCUUGCGCUAAAAUUCCUGGAAAAUGAGGAACAUAUUAAAAUUGUUAAUAUCGAUAGUUCAGCAAUAGCAGAUCGCAAUUUGAAGCUCAUUUUGGGUCUAGUUUGGACACUUAUUUUACAUUAUUCUAUCUCAAAACAGGUCUGGGAUGACCAUACAGGCAGUACAACAAAAGGUGAAGAUGUAUCACCAAAAACAAAACUUAUGACUUGGCUUAAGGGAAAAUUACCAACUGGACUCCCUUUUACCAACUUCACAUCCGAUUGGAAUGAUGGAAUUCUUCUUGGUGCUUUGGUUGAUUCUUGUGCACCUGAUUUGGGAGUAGAUUGGCGCAAUUGGUUACCAUCGCAGGCUUUACAUUCAACUCGUACAGCAAUGAACCUUGCAAAGGAUUACCUUAACAUCGCUCCUCUAAUUGCACCAGAAGAAUUAAUCAGUCCAGCUGUUGACGAGCGAAGUGUGAUGACAUAUCUUUCACAAUUUCCCGGAGCAAAAUAUACGCCACGAAUGGGUCGAUUUCAUAAUAUUGAUGUGAUGCCAAUUGUUGGAGUCAAUACGAAAUUUACUUUUUUAACCAGUAACGCAUUUAUGCUUCCAGAAGUAAACAUUAAAGGGCCAGCGGAAUCAUUGGUACCCUACAACAUGAGCCGACUUUCAGAAACCGUGUAUAAUUUCAUUUAUCAACCGGAAAUUGCCGGUGAAUAUCAGAUUAUGGCAGUAGUUCGUGACGAGGUAUCGGGUAACUUCGCUCAGUUGGCAAGUCCUAAAAUAACAGCAGUUGAAGGAGCACAUUUGUUAUAUGACAGAAACGUACAACAUGGCAUGCCAGUUAAAUUCAGGGUAGAAAAUGCAGGGAACGAUCCGAUUGAGGUUUUGGUAGCCCCACCAUACGAUAAGGGAUUUAUGGUACCGGUGAUACCUGAUGGUAAUACUUUCAAAGGUGAAUUCAUACCAAAACGAGAAGGUGUGUAUGAAUUGGACGUUUUCCAAAAAGGAGACCGCAUUGCUGGUAGUCCCUUCUCACUCACAGUAAUUCCACAAGCACAAAUUAACAUUUGGGGUAGAGGUCUCGAACCACAUGGUAUUCAGAGUGGCGAAGAAGUAAUCGUCUAUGCAGAUUACAGCGGUAGCUUAUUGGGACCUCCACAUAUGCGAGUUCAUCAACUGUCUGGAAAAGAAAUAUCGGUGAGUGAAACUAUAGAUGAAAAUUUGCACCUAAAAAUUUUUAAAUAUCGGCCACAGGAUGUUGGUAUUUACGAAGUUGAUAUACUUCUGGAUGGGAAGCACAUCGAUGAAAGCCCGUAUAAGAUAAUGAUAUCACCGGUAAGUGAUUCAAAAGUACGAGCAUUUGGACCAGGGCUAGAAAGUGGUGUUGCAAAUUUGCCAAGCAUCUUCCUUAUCGAAACAAACGGUGGUCGUUUUGAACAGAUUGAUAUUGCUGUUAGUGGGAGAACAUUGACAGCAGAAAAUGUUUCCAAGAAACCGGAUAUAGAAUUGGUAGAUAAUAAGAAUGGAUCUGCUGUUGCUCGAUUCACUCCUGCUGUACCCGGCAUUUAUACAGUGAAGGUAUGUUACGCUGGUGAGCAUGUCAAAGGUUCACCAUUUAUCGUACAAGUGCAGCCAGCUAAUAAUAAUCUUAAAAUUGCUGACAUGCGGUUAUCUGGUAUCAAAUCAGACGUCACUGCUCUACAGGGCGAAGAUUUAAUAUUCUGGAUCGAAAUGCCUGACACAAGAGUGCGUCUUAAACCAUUAGUAAGAGCACUGGACGAAAAAUAUGAAGAAGUGCCAAUACAGGUAGUGGAAACUAAAUCUGGACAGUAUGAAUGUCGUUUUGUUCCACUAGCACUUGGUCGAUACUAUUUUCUUCUAUCGGUUGGCGGUGUUGCAAUACCAGGAUCACCAUUUGUGGUAGUAGUUCGAGAAAUAAUUGAUCCAAGCAAAAUUCGAAUUUAUGGUAUUGGUAUUGGACCGAAUAUUCAUGCAAAUCGAUUAGUAAGCUUUGUCAUUGAUCCACAAAAAGUUGGUACUGUCGAAAGAUUUGACUCGAAAUUGCAUCAUGAAAAUGGAACACCGGUGAACGUGGCUUUGAUCGAUAAUGGAGAUGAAACACUUAUAGCGAGUUAUACCCCCCAUGAAGCUGGUCUGCAUAAGUUGGCAUUAUAUUAUGACGAUAUGGAAUUAUUGAAAAUGAACAUCAAUGUUAAACCAAUUGAUAUUUCAUCGAUUGUGAUAGAUGGUCUAAAUAAUGAGACCGUUGUAAUUGGACAUCGAGAAGAUAUUGUUAUUGAUAUUGGGGAUUUAAUGUCUAUGAAAAAUGGUGUCGAAGUUAUUGUAGAAGAAGCUAAUGGAUCGAAAUAUAUGGUUCCUCUUGAGAAUGGUUAUGAUUCAACUAUUUUCAAAGGCUCCUGGAUAGCCAAAAAUGUUGGCAAAACAAAAUUUUCUGUUUUCUUUGAUGAAUAUUUGGUUUACGAAUCGCAAAUUAUCGUUCGACGAAAACAAGAUGCUACUAAGUGCCGAGUUACUGGUGAUGGACUUAGGCGUGGAAUAGUUGGUAUACCGGCAAAUUUUCAGGUGGAUAUGAAGGAUGCUGGAGGAGACAGGAUGAAAAUGGCUAUCAAGGGACCAUCAGAAUCAAAAACAAACAUCAUUGAUCAUUCCGAUGGCUUAUGCACUGUAGAAUAUACUGCACAAACACCUGGUCUAUACGAAAUAAGCAUUUUUUUUGGUGAUAAUGAAGAAGAAAUUCCCGGUUCACCCUUUAUGGUAUUAGUUGAUUAUGAAUAUGAUCCGUCGAAAAUCUUGAUAACCGGAUAUAAUAAUGGACAUGUACGAGCUGGUGUACCUACGUCAUUCUUGAUUGAUGCUACACGUACCGCUAUAGAACCUAUCAGUGUACGAUUUCCUAUUGGCUUUCAGCAACCAUUUAUUGAAGAAAUUGAAUCUCGAAUAUAUCGAGUAACAUUUACGCCGAAUGCCAGAGCAGGUGAAAUAUUGCCCUUGGAAGUCCUAUACGGUGGUCAACUUCUCUAUGGAAGGCCAUGGGAAUUUACUGUUGAGCAAGACGAACGAGAAUUCAUAGCGCUAAAGAAUGAUUCCGGCAUUCUACCACAUGAAGUACGUGCUUCUCUUCGAUGUGAAUUGUUAGUUGAAGGAAAGAAAGCUGAAAAAAUUAGCAACAUAAAGGCCGAAAUAAAAGGUCCCGAUAAUAAGCCUCGAAAAUCAUCGCUCACUGAGACACCAAAUAAAGGAAUAUAUCUGUUGGGAUUCGUCCCGGAUAUGGCUGGAACAUACCUUAUUACUAUAUAUGGUGAUGGGAAGCCGCUCCAUUCAAAGCCAUAUGAGAUCACUGCUGUUCCAAUUGGUUCCGCAAACAAGUGCUAUUUAGAAUUAAAACCGCUCGAUAAAUUUUGGAUUAUUGAAGAACCGAAAACAUUCAAAGUAAAUGCAAACUGUGCAGGCGAAGGUGCACUAAAUAUUGUCUCCGAUAGAGAUGAUUUAAAAGUAAACGUUGUGAAACAAAAUGAUGGCUGUUAUUUAGUAACAUUUACUCCACAUCAUGGAGGACCGCAUCAAAUUACACUGUUGUACGGUGGUGUUGAAAUACCUAAUGGAACGUUCAGUUUUGAAUGUGGACCAGCUGUUGCUAGCGAACCUGAAGUAGCAUUAUUAAAACGCGAAGCAGAUCCGGAGCAGUGUUUUUACAACGUAGAGAAACAUUUGAUACCACAUACUUUUCGUUUUUCAGUAACUCCAGAUAGUCAUUCUGACAAACUAAGUGCAUCAGUAAGAAUGCCGUCCGGUAAAAAAGAUGUUGCGCAUAUCAAGGAUAACGCUGACGGAACUAUAACGGUGACAUAUCACCCAAAACAGUGCGGCAAUCAUCUUCUAUCAGUGCAGCAUGAUGGAGUUAAUAUGUCUGGAAGUCCAAUCUCUUUCUACGUUAGCAGUGCAAAUGAUGGAUAUGUGACUGUAUAUGGUCCUGGCUUAACACGUGCAGUGGUUGGUGAACCAGCACCAUUUACAGUUUGCGCCAAGGGUUCACCAGCUAAAGAAUUGGCAGUUGCUGUUGAAGGAGCUGCAAAAGCAACAAUUAAAUGUCAUGAUAAUAAAGAUGGUACAUGUUCUGUAGCAUGGGUACCACCUGUACCUGGUGAAUAUAAGGUACAUGUCAAACUUUCUGGAAAUCCGGUGAAAGGUUCACCGUUCGUUGUCAUUGUGGCUGGUGAGGGCCAGAAACGUGCCCAUUUAUCAGUUGGAUCAACAUCGGAGGUUUCACUAAAUGUUGCAACUACGGAAGUCAAAGGACUGUCAGCUUCAAUAAAAAGUCCUAGUGGUAUUGAAGAACCGUGUUUUAUUCGUCAAAUUGAUUCUGCUAACAUUGGUGUUUCAUUUACUCCUCGUGAAGAGGGUGAACAUCUGGUUACUGUUAAAAAAAAUGGUCAAAUCAUACCAAAAUCACCUUUCCGAGUUAAAGUCGAUAAAAAUCAAGUCGGGAAUGCGUCGAAAGUUACUGUUAGCGGUAAUGGAAAAGCGAACGCUAUUUCUCAGCAGUACAACGAUGUGAUUGUAGAUACGCGUAAUGCAGGUUAUGGUGGUCUGUCUGUAUCUGUUGAAGGGCCAUCAAAAGCUGAACUAAAAUGUACUGAAGCAAAAGAAGGUUUAAUUAAUGUCGCCUACAAACCGACGGAACCAGGGAUUUACAUUUUAUCCAUAAAAUUUGCAGAUACACAUGUAAAAGAUAGUCCAUUUACCGUUAACUGUACUGGUAAGGGAUUGGGAUCUGUGAAGAAAAGAGCCACCAAAAAAGUGAAUCAGGCACCCAUGAUUCUGCCCAAUCAGGAUGCUUCCAUAUAUUUGAAAUUAGAAAAUACAUCUCCAAUGGAAACAACAGCAAAAGUUAUGAAUCCUGAUGGGAAAAGCUCUGAUAUAGAAGUGCGUGACACUGGUGAUAGCCUUUACCAAAUUAUUUUCAAGCCUGAAAUGGAUGGUUCUCAUGCAAUUUCUGUCUUUAAUAAAGGGCAGCAUGUUUUAGGAAGUCCAUUUCAAUUUACUGUUGGACAUAUAACAGAGGUAGGAGCACAUAAAGUGCGUGCAGCAGGAGUUGGAAUACUACGAGGAGAAACAAACAUGAAGCAGUCAUUUAAUGUUUACAGCAGAGAAGCUGGACAAGGAGAACUUGAAGUGACAGUGGAAGGACCGUCGGAAGCCGAACUACAAUUUCAAGACCAUAAGGAUGGAAAUUGCCAUUUUAAUUACAAAGUUAGCAAACCUGGAGAGUACUUGAUAAGUAUUAAAUUUAACAACCAACACAUAACGGAUUCACCAUUUAAAGUGUUCGUGGCUCCCGCAACGGGAGAAGCUCGCCGGCUUGAGUUAGCGUCAUUCCCAGAUUCUGGAUUGCCUGGUAAAGCAUGCACCUUCACGGUACUUACGCAUCGUGCAGCAGGUCAUCUUGAAGCGAAAGUUCAUACACCGAGUAAUAAGAUUGAAACAAUUGAUAUUGUUCCUAUUGAUGAAGGCGAAUCGUACGCUUUACGAUUCAUCCCUACAGAGACAGGGAGUUAUUAUAUUGAUGUGACACUUGAUGGCGCACCAAUGCGUGAUUCACCCUUCCGUUUACGUGUCGGUGCGAAUGAGGACAGUGAUCCAACUGCAGUAACAGUAAGUGGUGAUGGUAUACAUGGUGGAGAAACUGGCCAUAAGUGCGAAUUCAUCAUUAAUACUUGUAAUGCUGGGAGCGGAGUUCUGCUGGUUCAGAUUGAUGGUCCAUCGAAGGUUACUUUGGACGCGUAUGAGCUGGAAAUGGGUUAUAAAGUACGAUACAUGGCUUUGGCACCUGGAGCGUAUUUUGUAGAUAUCAAAUAUGCAGGUGUUCAUAUCCCUUGUUCACCGUUCAAGGUAGUUAUGACUGGUAAAGAACUUGGUGGUGGUGGUGAGCCGGACACUUCGCUUAUUAAGAUUGAUGCACUGGCAAAGACAAGCAAAGGGACUGUUGCACAGGUUCCAGUAUUGAAAGGUGAUGCAAGCAAAGUUACUGUUAAAGGGGGUGGUUUGAACAAAUUUUUCCCAGGUCGACCAGCUGUUUUCAACAUUGAUACUGCUCUUGCGGGUGAAAAUCUUCUGUUCGUUGGUAUUCUUACAUCAAAAGGACCAUGUGAAGAGGUUACAGUCCGACAUCUAGGCGGUGGUCGAUAUGUGGUUACUUAUCGUAUUCAGGAAAGGGUCAAAGGAUUCAUUUUUGUCAAAUAUGGCGAAACUAAUGUGCCAGGCUCGCCAUUUGCGGUUUCAUUCUAA